Molecule: messenger RNA, 4997 nt
Organism: Dissoconium aciculare CBS 342.82
Lineage: Eukaryota; Fungi; Ascomycota; Dothideomycetes; Mycosphaerellales; Dissoconiaceae
Product: ankyrin
Exons: 5
Coding region: 214-4617 (1467 amino acids)
Molecular function (GO): protein binding
Source: RefSeq, a predicted model, not a curated record
GCUUUUGUGAGACGGACCCCUCUUUCAAUGCUUCAACAUCAGGUGAGCGCAGCAUAUAUCGAUGUGUGUGCGGCUUCCUAGUCCGCAAAGCAAGGAUGCACACUUUCUUCUUGAUUGACCAUGUUUUUAACUCUCUUCGUCUCGGAUUUAUUCCCAUUCCGGGCAGAAAGCCUCCUUUCUGCAAUAUAGAAGACAUUUGCACUGUGCGACGGGAUGUCGAAGGUCAUCAAGCGCAAGGAGUUGAAGACCGAGCAGCACGGUGAUUCAUCGCAGCCGGAGCAGGCUGCCGAAACAUAUCGCUAUGCGCAGUCUCACGCCUUGUUGGCCACCACCAACGUGACGUCUCCUGCUCCUGCCGUUAUCUUUUCUUCACAGACACUUCUCCUCGAAAAUGCAAAGUUGAGAACACUGGCUGCACAGUUUCAAGUCGAUUUGCGACACAAGUUGCGUAAGAUCGAAGUCAAUAAUCGUCCUGUAACUUACAGGGACGAAGCCAGCACGAAGGCUGCCUUGGAUAUCUUGCAACAGCGCCGUUCAAGCGAUCCCGCUUACAAGGCCCCAACAGGAUUUAGCAAACUCACAAAAUCGAAGGCUAAGAUGGCCGAGUUUGACCUUAAAGAGAUUCAACGUGCCUUUGAGGCCGCUGCCGACAGCAACGCUUCUUUGGGAGUGAUUGAUGCUCUCCUUAAUAUGGGUGCGAGCGUUGACGUCGCUCGACGUGCUACAAAAAACCUGCUGAAGAUGAUGCAAAAUUUCGAUCGGGAGGACGUUCGGAGUCAAGUCGUGCAAGAAGCUGUCCGAAGAAAAAACCAUGCAAUGUUACAGCUCUUCGUAGCUCAUGCCGAUCAAAGAACUCUCGACGAGUCGCUUCUCAUUGCUUCCGAGCUGGAAGAUCUCCAGGCGAUCGAGCUCUUGGUGAGCCACAACGCCGAUUACUCCUCUGCUUCCGAUGCUUUCAUUACCGCUGUUCGCAAAGGCAGUCUGGAGACUGUCACGCUUCUGCUAUCUGCUAGCAAAGGUCCGUCCGCGGGCACAAAAGCACUGGCUCUUAUCGAGGCCGUUGAAAUUGGUGAUGUUCCAAAGACCAUCGCUCUUUUAGCAAGCAAUGCGGACGGAUCAUUUGACGAAGGCCAUGCCUUACGCUCGGCGAUCUCACAUGAUAAUAUUCCACUCGUUUUGUGCAUCUGUGGGGCGCCUCUACCUCCCAGCUCUAACCAACUUGACAGCAUGCUUGCGCUGUGCUACGAUCACGACACCGCUCGUGACGAGAACCUCUAUCUGCUCGAAAUUUGCCUAGCUUCCGGAGUCAGUGGGCCGCAUGCACCGCAGGUGCUCCAGAAAGCUGUCACCUUGAACAAUCUUGCCGUGGUCAAACUGAUGCUCUACUGUAAAGUCCCAGCUGACACUGACGGUGGUCAAGCUCCUUGCCAAGCAGUGUCACUUGGGCAUGUUGAUAUAUUUGAAGAGCUCAUGGGUGUUCCACUGGACGCGACAGCAUUGAAUAAUGCGCUGGUCUGUGCUUCAGAAACGCCUUCAACGGCGUACCUGAAAUUCGUGACCGAACUCCUCGCCAAGCAUGCGAGUCCUGAUCAUGAGCAGGGCAAGUCACUCCUGGGGGCCGUGCAAAAGAUCCGACUGGACGUUCUUCAAUUGCUCGUUCCAGUAUGUCAGGAUAAGAACUCGUUGCGAGCCGCUUUUGAUGCGAUCGUUCGUGACACUAAGCACCAGACAAGAAUUCGCGCACUGACAAUCAUACUUCGCGGAAAUCCUGUGCAAUCCGAUCUCGACCGUGGCCUGACGACAUUGGUAGAAGAACAAAAUAUGGAUGAUGAUGCCGUGAAUUUAUUGCUUACCGCCGGAGCCUCGCCUGAAUCAUUCGAUCACAAAGCUAUCAAGUUUGCCGCUUGCCAACACAACACGACUGCGCUCGAUUUGUUACUACCAUGGAUUGUGCAGCCUAAAAUGGCCUUCUCAGUGGCUGUUCAUGCGAUGACCAGGUCUCCAUCGUGGCAUGAAAAUUCCGGCUUGGAAACACUCUCGUGGCUGCUCGAGAGCGGUGCUGACGCAACAGAAAUCGAAGAUUCUCUCAUUGAAGCGAUCACUCUUUUUAACGCACCAGCUGUGAAGCUUCUGGCAGACUUUAUCGUAGACAAAGAUACUUACACUCAGGCAUUCACCGAAAUGUUGCGUUGUAGUAUCGUGGGAAAGUCCGAGCCGAGGCAGACAUGGUUGCAAAAGGAGUAUCUCGAACUAACAGAGCUACUGCUCAAGAAGGGAGCUCAGGGCGAGAUUGUCGAUAGUGCGCUUCUGCUUGCAAUUGAGGAUCAAAUAUCCACCGAGUCCGGUCAAAAACAUGAAGGAUUCAUUCGAUGUCUCCUCGAGAAUGGUGCUAGCGUUGACUACGGAGAGGGUGCAGCUCUUAAGAUGGCAAUCGAGGCAGGCGACAUCAGCCUCCUGAAACAGCUCUGUGAAGCUGGUCCUCUCGCUGUGACAUUGACUGCUCUGACUCCACUGACACUCCUCCAUGAGCAUGACGCCGCCAAGAUAGUCGAAAUGCUUAACAUUCUCACCGCUGGUGAAAAUAAACCUAAUCUUGCGAAACGCUCGAGCCUUCACGGAUGGUUGAUAUUCUUGGCCAUGGAGCACUACCCAAAAGAACCAACCAUCGUCCAACGCUUGAUCGAGCUCGGUUGUCCCAUCAACGUCCAGAUUGAGUACAAGGUCUUCGGCGAGACACCUCCCGAAGAGAGAAUCGAGGCCCACAAGAGGAAAGCAGACUUCUACAAGUACAAAGCCAAGUACGCUUCGACUGUGGAUGAAAUGGAGCAAUACUGUGACAUGUCGGCCCUGUGGUUUGAGCAAGCUGCCAAGUUGGCAAGUACCUGUCUGGCAGCCGACAGUCCAAUGCUUCUUUCUCUAGCCUACGAACACGCGCUGCUAUACCUCGAUUUCUCGCCGAAGCCUCAAGAGGGAAUUUCCAUCGCUCAGCAGGCUAUUGAUGCUGCCCGAGCGGUAAAUGGUGUUCAAUCUAAAGAGAAGUCGAAAUUGCUUGAUCUGCUGAGAUCAUCCAACGGAGAGACUCGGAUGGUACUUUAUGGAUCGGGAACUCACAUAAAAGGCGAAGAGCACGUUGAAGGUGAACACGCCUGGAUAAUUCAUGAGCCUCCAUCGCAAUCCUUCGGCGAGGAAAAGGCUCUGGAAAUUUAUCAGAAAGAACCCGACAUGAACUGGGUGGAGUACAGUGCGCUUGCCUCCACAUCCGAGGAUGGAGAUGCUCCAGAGAUUCUUCCCGAGCAAGACAGGAUGCCCGUCGAAAACGUGACACCGUUGCUCUGGGCAUGUUGUCAAGUGGGUGAGCAGUUAAUAAGCCCUUCUAUCGUCAAGGUGCUUCUCGAGAACGGGGAUGAUGUGAACACGAUAACCGAGAAAUCAGGAAGCUCAGCUCUCACGCUUGCCGCACGCCAUCGCAAUCCUGAUCUAGUGGCGCUACUUGUUGGAUUCAAGCCAGAUUCAUCUGUGAAGGACAAGCUCGGAAAUUCACCACUUCUGUACGCCGCGAGAAACAACGACAAGGAAUCGACAAUCGCCAUACUUGCGACAAAUCCAUGCAAGGACGAUGGGAGUGUGCAUGAAGCUGCUGUCAGACUCAACUUCGAGGUUCUCCGUGCGCUCUUGCAGGCAGGCCAUGAUUCAAAUUUUCGAUCGAAUGCAUUUGGAAACUUGACACCACUGGGCCAAGUUGCUAAAUUCUGCGACGGAAGCCAUAUCACUGAGCUUGAAAAGACUCUCGACGUAUUGAUGGACGCGCAUGCAGAUCCUCUGACGAGAUGCCGAGGCAAAACUAUCCUGUACCUGGCUCUAGAGAACAAAUUGCCUGUGCCAGUAACAUCCGCUAUCAUCGACCGUAUCAUGUACAAGCACAUGGACGACAAGGCCAAUGUCUACAAUCUUGAUGGCUUCAACUACUCACCUUCAAAGUAUAUCGAGAAGGGGCUAGUCAAGUUGUCAAGCGCCGAUGAAAAGGUGCUCCUUGAACUAAUUCGGAGUCGCGAGAACGAAGCGGUAUAUUAUGCAGACAAGGGUCUUGACAUGCAGCCUGAAGACGCGUGUGGGAUUCCCAAAUUUCUGCUCGCACAAGAAAGAGAAAGGCGCGAACUGUUGAACAUGCGACGGAAAGCGAAUCAUGAGGAGGAAUCUCUCCGGGACAAGCACGAGCAAAAGCUACAGCACAACGAAAAGAGAUCCGACGAAGCAGUGGGCGAUGUGUGGGAAGAACACGAUCUCAGUAAGCGACUUGAAGAUGAUAGUCAAGAGCAGAAGAUCCGACACCUGGAGGAGACACGUGAAAAAACUGUCCGCCAACAAACCGAGAAAGUCGCCUUCAUGAAGAUCAAAAACGAGAUGGAGACUCGACGGAAACGGGACGUGAUGGAGCUAGACAAUCAAGAGCGCAUGAAGAAAAGGCUACAGCUGCAACAGGUGAACAACGAAAAGGACCGCCAGAAACGGCAAGCUAACACCCUGAAUCGUGUCAAGCUCAGAGAUAAUCAGAUAGCAGCGGUGAAGAAAAGGAUUGUCUCAAGGGAAAUGGGCCAGGGCAAGACGCGACAGAAGUGAGAGACCGAUGCUCUCAGCCAUGCUAAAAAUAUGGACGCUACCAGUGCAGCGAUGGCGAGAACACGAACUGAGGCCCACAAUCACCGAUGAUGACGACUUUUCCGGCUUCGCCAACUCUUUAAGUCACCGCGGUUGAGCGGAUAACAUCAGGCACUCUGAUUCUGUUUCUGGAGACCAUGGAGCGUUCGAACCACUCAACUAUCUGUUAACUUCAGGCAUAUUGGAGAACCCCCUAGACGUAUAUAUCCGUUUCCGAUAAUCUCUUGACGGGCAUGGCCCAUGAACCAUGGAACCAUGUUGCGUAGGCGUGAUUAAAAAUUAAAGUUCAUGCUACGAUAAGACACGCCUGUAAGGUAUCUCCUGGUAAUUUCAUAAUCCAC